UGUUUGUUUGUUUUGGGUUUUUUAGGAUGGAGGGGAACAUCAAAGAGAAUAUCCGAGAUAGUGAUCGGUAUCAACCAUUUUAUGAGUUUACAGUUGCAAGUCAAAACCUUGGUGAUGCUUGUUUUAAACUUCCUGGACGCUGCGAGUUAAAGGGACGCUUCAGUCGCUUAAGGACAAGACAGCGAACGUAUCUGCCGAACAAGGUCCAGAAAGAUGACCCUUUAUACAUUCAUUGGCGUUUUACUAGUUCUACACAAUCAAUUUGGAAACACCUUGUCAUCCACCACCACCGAAGAAUAUACCACCAUGGAAUCCACCACCGAAGAAUAUACCACCAUGGAAUCCACCACCAUGGAAUCCACCUCAUCGCCCAGUACAACGACAGAGCCUCCCACAUCUACCGAAGGAAUAACUCAAACAACGCUAGGGACAACGACGACAGAUACUCCGUCAACCACGACACACAGUACAUUGACAACGACAGAAAUUUCAUCAACGAUGGCAAGCGGAACAGAAACAACUUCGGUGCCAUUGACGACUACAAUAACUGUGCCUGACUCUACAACCUCAACUAGUGUGUCAACAACUGCAACAACACUCUAUAACGAAAUAACAACUUCAUCUGAAACCACCACAAGCCAAACGCCACCUACAUCAUUAGACACAACAACCACAUCAGGUAUGGCGUCAGACACAACAACCACAACAGGUAUGACGUCAGACACAACAACCGCUGUCAGCAUCACAACGACAUCGACGUCUACAACUUCAUCUGAAACCACCACAAGCCAAACGCCACCUACAUCAUCAGACACAACAACCACAUCAGGUAUGGCGUCAGACACAACAACCACAGCAGGUAUGACGUCAGACACAACAACCGCUGUCAGCAUCACAACGACAUCGACGCCUGCAGCUAUGACUACAACAAUGGGAACAAGUACAGACUUAUCGGUUACAACAUCAUCUGUAGCUUCAGAAAAUAGUCAAACAACAACCACGGGAGAUAACCAGACGACAACAGCAGCCCCGACGUCUACAUCGGAAAUAAGCAGCACAACAAUAUCCAUAACAUCCAGUGAUAACCCAACUACAACACAAAUGGACUCCACAACCAUCACAAUCGAGGGUGAUAACCAGACCACCGCAGUGACUAGCAGUGCAUCUACUACGUCAGACGUGUCGACUUCCUCAACUCCGCCAGACACAACCACGGACUCUGUGGGCGUUCCCAGCAAUGUGACUGUGAGUCCUUCAGUGGCCGCUGUCCUAGGGAUGUCAAUGGACAACACUAGCCAAGAACCUCACAUGGUCUGUGUGUUUGCUGAUCCAGGGGGAAUGUUAUUCUUCCUGGUCAAGUGGUAUAUCAACAACAACCUGCUGACGACCACCAACUACGGUGCAGUGACGUAUAAUAACGUCAACACUACAGCGGCGCUGCGGCCCAAUCACUGGACAUCAAAUUAUUCCAUGAACAUGAAUGUGAAUUGCUCUGUCAGUGCCCAAUACUUGGUGGACAGUGGUCAAGGCCCAGAAUCUCGAAGUCCAAGCUUCUUCGCUGGAGUUACGAUAAGCGAAUCGACCCUGAGUAUCAAUGAGGGGGAGACAACCCAGAUAACGCUCACAAGCAGUGUACCGGUGGGCUGUUCUGCAUCACUUACAGACGCUGAGAAAGAGACUCAAUGCAAGGCUAAUUUGCAUAUCAUCACGAGUGAAUGGAGCUGGUGCUGGAAUGGCGUUAAAUACCUGAGCACGGCCUUCCCUGACAACGGUUGUCACGUGUCCAUUCCCUAUAAGUAUUGGGACCAGGCUGUGAUCCUUAAUGUCACUGGUUAUGUAGAUGCCGUGAAGAACUGGUGGGGGCGAUAUUCCAGCAUCAAGUUCAAAUCCACUACCAAUCCUAGUGACGCAUCUAACACAUGGAACAAUAUGAAUAUCGAUCACACGGUGUCUGUCACAGUGUGGGACACCAGCUCAUACACUUCGGGAGGAGGGAUAUGUGGGGGAUACAACGACCCUCAUAUGGUAACGUUUGACAGAAGAUACUGGGAAAAUCAGAGAGUGGGAGAAUUCGUUAUGUACCAGCACAAAACCAAACCUUUAGCGGUUCACGCGCUCUAUUCGACUUGCUACCCCUGGCGCGCGGCCUGUAACUGUGGGGUGGCCAUUCGUUCCGGACAAAACCUGUACGUGGUCCGGACCUGCAUAGAGGUAUCCCAACAGAACAUCAACCUCCUUAGUUACCCAUAUGAACGAUACGACGGCUGUAGCCAAGAGGACGAGAUCACAGUAGAAAAAAUGGGCACGAAUUACAGGGUGACCUUGCCGAGUGGUACGGAAGUCUCGUUUUCGUUUAGUACUUAUUCCCAUUGGAUAAACUUCAUACAGAUCGUAGCGUCCUCGACUGACCUUCAUAAUACUGAGGGCAUAUGUGGUUCCUACGAUAAUGAUAAUACCAACGACUUUGUUCCAAAAAAUAAUGCUUCACAUACACCUGAUGAAAGGGCAUUCGCUUUGUCAUGGAGGGUUGAAAUAGGAUCUACAGAUAGCCUUUUUAAGAAAAACCCUGACGUCAUUUAUGGGUCAUCGUCUGGUGGUAGUACACAGCAAACCACGGAACGGUACUGCACAUGCUCCUCUUUCUAUAAUUAUAAUGAUCAAUACAACGUGCCAUUUGACGCAAAUUACGCCAAGUGCAACCUGGAGGCCCCAACGGAGCCUUGUUCGGACCGAUCUGGUCAGACUGUUAACGUUUGUUCACUAAGCAGACGCAGGCGAAGCACUAACUCUGAUGACAUUAUGGAUGAGAUAGAAUUUAGCUAUGACCCAAAUUUCAAUGUCAGCGCCGAAUUUGAGGUUGCCGAGUGGCCGUCGGGUAACUGGACCGAGGUAAAUGCAACUAUUUUCUGCAACCGAUCUUUUACUGAGGAUAUUGCUGUAACAACCUGUAUAGAAAAAGUGAACACAAGUGCUGCAGAAUACAUAGCCAGUUGUGUAGAAGACAUCAAGAUGGUGGGGAAUUCUGAUUUUAUUCAAGCCACGCUGGAUACUCUGAAGAAAGAAUGCAUUACGACGGCCUCCCGAGACUCUAGUUUCAGCAACUCCACGACGGACGGCGGCGGAAGUAUUCUUGAUCUUCUGAGGUCGCUGGUCUGCCCCAACAACUGUUCCGGUCAAGGUGUCUGUGUCAAUGAAACUUGCGAUUGUAACACAAAUUUCAUCGGGGAGGAUUGUUCUGUGGAAUUAUCUCAGCCACCAGGAAAUAUUUCUAUACCCCAACAGGGGGCCUGCGACACGAGCGUGCGCGCGUGUCAGAAAACCAACAUCGUGGGCACCUUCUACAGCGAGACCAUCUACGCCAAAUGCACCUAUUUCAAGGGAACAUCCACCGGAAAAGUGUCAUCAAAUCACGAGGUAUUGGCGGACGUGCAAUACAGGCACAUAAACCUCAUCACAGUCACCAUUCCAUCGCCACCAUCGGCGCGCCGGCGCAGACGUUCCGCCGGAAGUGACGCACACGGAUGGAAUAUUACGUUGAGUUAUGAUAACACUACUUUUGGCGACGCAGCCGUCAUUCUUCUGUUCGAUAGCACCACAAAAACCUGUGAUACUACAACGUUCAUCUGCAUCAGCAAGGUUGCUGUUGCAGAAACAGAAUCAGAUAACAAUGCAGGGAUCAUCGCCGGAGCUGUAGUCGGGAGCGUGGUCGUCAUUGCCGUCAUUGUCGGUAUUAUCAUUUACAUCACGAAGUACAAAAAGAUCAAAGGACGAGUGAGUUCCAGUGAAGUUGACUUGGGGAAUCCAAAAGAUUCUGUGCCAUUAACUCGCCCCUCUUUAUAGGAAGGAUGUUACAAGCGUAACAUGUGCGAAUGGUUUAGAUCCGUCCAGAAAAUCGUAAUACCAGCAUUCAAAUGAAUAUGCAUUAAUGUUUUAUAUCCGUCCACAAAAUCAUUAUUCUAGUAUCCAAAUUAAUAUACUUGUAUCAGUGUUUUAUAUCCGUCAAAUUUCGUACCAAUGAUUUUGAUUGAUAUCCGUCCUGAAAAUAUGUACAAAUGUUUUAGAUUUGUUUAGAAAAGUAAUGUUCAAAUAUACAUGCACCGGUUUUUUAGAUUUACAAUGUAUCUACAAAAUGUAAUAUUUAAAUGUACAUGUACCAAUGUUUUACAUGUAAAUGUUCAAAUGAACAUGUACCAAUGUUUUAUAUGUUCAAAUGAAUAUGUACCAAUGUUUUUGAGAUCCGUUUAGAAAAUGUAAUAUUCACAUCAAAAUCGCAACUCCUGGGUUCUUUCCAGCAAGCUGAAUUUUCAGAAAUUCCCGGAAAGAGUGGAGAAAUUGCGAUUGAUUUAAAUCAACGGGUAUGAAUAUUUUAGAUCCGCCCAGAAAAAUGUAGUAUUUAAAGAUAACUAAAGAUAUAAUCUUAAUAUGAGAAUUAAUAAUGAGGAAAAUAAUUAUGUUCUGUCUUCAUCAAAGACCAUGUCAUUAACAAUAAGUAGAAACUAUACCAUUUGCAACCAUUCAUUGAAACAGCCGCAUUUGUACGAACAAUACAUUGAUUUCUAAAUAUGUAUGUGAUUGUGAGUAAUAUGUUUUUCUAUUAAUAGUUUUACACCCAAUAAGUUUUUUAACUCGACAACACUCACCAGGUGGCUAUUGGUUUUAAAAUCUUCAUUUUAUGUUUGACACAUCAGUACACUCAUAUAAUCCAAGGGCUCAAACAAGAUUCUGAUCAGAGGAUUUCUGGCGCCAUUGUGUAUGUUAAUAAAGAACACGUAAUUAGAAUUACCAGAGCUCCAGGGUUAGCAAACAGCAAACUUGUGUUGUAGUUUAGUUCGUAAUCAAUUCAUAUUGAACAAUUCGUAAUUAACGUAUAUCUUGAAGUACAGUUCGUAAUCAAUUUAUGUUGAAGUACAUUUAGUAAAUCAUUCAAACUUCAGUAACUUAAUAACUAGUUAAGACUCAUGACAUUUUUAGGGAUUCGACAGGGAUCUUAGAUUUUUCAUAGGAAUAUGUUGGAUACCUAUUAAGGCAUUUCUUUUCGAAAUUGAUAUAUUUAUUAUAAUUCAAUUUUAAAUGCAUAUUGUUAUUUAGACAAGUAAAAUCAUUUCCCCUGAUUCCAAGUACAAUCACUAUACAUAGAAUUCGAAGUCUGGGGGAACACAGAAACAAAGGCUGAACACUGUGGUAUACGAAUCGUUUAAAAGUCAUUCCCUGUACUGUAGCACAACAAUGUAUGUAGUGUGUCUGGUCUUCAUGAAAAUUACAGAUAUCCGUGUUUGCUGUGAUAUUUUAUAAAUGAUAAGAUUUCUAAUCAUUAAUGAUAGUAUUCUUAUGUACUUAGGACAUAUCUGAUUUUCAUUGUGCCAAUAUUCUACCGUCUCUGAGCGUGAAACUGUGAUAGAUUUUUUUUCUACAUGUUUAUACAUCUGUACAAUAGAUCCAUAUUAACCUCACUGUUUGCGAUUUAAAGCAUUUCAAGUUUUCAGUUAAAAAAAUAUUCAGAUCAUAAACUUUUGUAUGACGUCAGCAAAUUAGAAAAAUCAUUUGAAAUGUUGAUAUGACGAGAUAACAACUGGUUAUCUUGAUCGACAUGUUUUUACGAAACAGUACUAAAAUACGAAAGUGUGGCGUAAACCACGUGUUACUACUUGAACCUCUCCGAAAUACAAAGUUGGAGAGAAGAUUCACGUUCCACGUUGGUCUUUGAACGCAAAUAGGAGGGCGAAUCUCCAGUAAAAAAGUGUUGUCUGGACAUUGAAGCAAAGUGAAACACCAAUCAACGUCAGCUGAAACCAGAAAAUCAAGGACAGGUGACUAGGCGAAAAAAGAACACGUGACUAGGUGACGUCAAGGACUCAUGACUAAACAAAAUCAAGGAUACGUGACUACGAUGUUGUUUAAAUAAUUGCUGACAGAAGGGGGAAAUCAAUGUUUUUCUUAUGAAACAAAAUGUGGGGAUUGGAAAUAAAAUGAGUGAAUAUAA
Ostrea edulis (European flat oyster) is the source of this 5980-nucleotide messenger RNA. Its product is annotated as von Willebrand factor D and EGF domain-containing protein-like. The transcript is spliced from 18 exons. Lineage: Eukaryota; Metazoa; Mollusca; Bivalvia; Ostreida; Ostreidae. Bases 214 to 3840 code for a protein of 1208 amino acids. The record is from RefSeq and is a predicted model, not a curated record.